AUGGGUUUGGUAGACAAGGCGCUGGAGACCUUCAAGCAUUGGAUAAACUUGGAGGUAGAAGACUACAAUCAUGAGGAGACUGAGGCGUCACGAGAGAUCUACAAGCUCGCAAGACAGCAACACCAAACAGCAGCCAAAUCAGACUCACCAACAAGAAGCAGGCCAAAGACUGUUGCCACUGCAAACCCAGUCAACAAACAAGCCAAAGAACUUGAGAAGGAGACAGACAAAGCUAGAAUCAAAGCAAAAAAGGAAGAGUCCAAAGCAAAGGAAAAGUACUAUGAUGAGUUGAUCCAGCGCCAUAAUGCCAAAAAAGCAUCACUCACCCAGCAAUUCGAGUCAAUCUUUUCCAACAAAGGGAUCAAAAGAGAGCACUACCAUGGUGGCAAAUUCAACGGAGUAAACUGCAUUCGCAUAAUGGAGAAGUCACAAGAACUGUUCCUUGGCUCUGACAAUGAAGAGGGAUUCCUCCAGAGAUGCCUUGAGGCCAAGAUAGCAACCAUCAGUACUGACACGAUCACAACAAAGUGCCAAGAAUUUGCGCGACUCUUUGCUUUGCUUGAUGCCAUUUGGUCCACUGUGACGGGCUUGGAUGCAGGUCUUUUGCCCACCAAUGAACAAAUCCAAUACCUGGAAAAGCUCUGGUGGAAUGCAAGAAACUUUGGCUCGCAAUGGGACUCUCGACUCUGCAACCAAAAUGGCAUCUCACGUUUGAUGGGCAUCUCUUACACCAAGUCAAGACUUUUGGAGGACUUGCGGACAAGGCUGAUGACACCAUUGAGAAAUUCCACCAAACUUUGA
Messenger RNA from Seminavis robusta, 801 nucleotides. NCBI's taxonomy places the organism in Eukaryota, Bacillariophyta, Bacillariophyceae, Naviculales, Naviculaceae. The record is from the annotation of a GenBank genome assembly.